AUGGUGUCAAGCAGUUGUUAUAUGCCAGAUUCAAUUGAUUGGGACGACUGGAUUGAGUUGGAUGAUUUGUCUUCCCCUGUAAACACUAAAAUACUGGAAAGCGACGUCGACGACUCUCAUUCAAAUCCUGAAGCCUUGAGUAUGGAAGAGGGCUACUCUCAAGUCAGUUCUACCAUGAACCAGGCCCAAUCAGACCUCACAACUUCGACGACAGCAUCUCAGGCUAUUCAAUCCAUCACCAGCAUGCCUCAAACAGAUUUUGAAUCUUUAACUACAGCAACCCCAAAGAAAGAUGUUUCUAUGAAGAAAGACCAGAUUCAGAAAUUACAGAAAUUGCGAAAUGACUUACAGAAAGGGUUGUUGAUCCAAAGGAAUGAUGUAGAAGAGAAUAUGAUGGACGAAAUGCUUUUCUCCCUAUCCACCUUCGCGAAUCUGUGCAAACCAACAAUUUCCAUUCCUGAUACGAGAAUUUCAGAACUACUUGCAAAGGUUUACAAUCUCAGAAACCAUAUCCAUAAGCAUCAUAUACCAUUCCAAGAACGAGUGAAGAUUAUCCUCGAUAAUCUUUUUAAGAUCCUGGAGUCUGAUGAGAAUAUCAAAGAAUCAAAAUUGAAGCUCGAAGAAUCACAACACUUUGUGGUCGACAUAAAUGAUCCAAAGGAUACUUAUGCAACUGAGGUACACCUUUCAAAGGCUUUGGUGAAGGGGUUUGCAAAAAGUAAUGAACUGAGUCCAGUAUUACCACAGAAGCUAGUCGUGGAUUUGACCGAAUCAGAUGAUGAAGAAUCUGAGACAUCAUCUCAGGCAAAAGCCCAACAUCUGAGGCCAUCCAAGCUAAAGAAACGUAAGCGUUCAGAUCAUUUGGAAGCCAGUCCCAUAUCUUUACAGCGCACGAAACGGAAGCGGAUAUUUAAAAAUUACUUACCGCAAGAAAAUGCAUGGAUGGCGAAGACAUUAAAUUGGAUCGAUGAGAAAGUCAACGAGAAUAUUGGGGAAACGAUCAUAAUAAAGAGAUCUGACUUGUUGGAGUUAAAGAGUGAGGUGGAGGCUUGGCGUAUGGAGGAUUUGAAUGUUACGGAAAGAUUGUCUGGAUGAUUUCUUUUUAUUACAUGUAUGUUAUCAAGAUAGUUUGAAAUAUGUGUUUUCUUAAAAUAUCUUCUGUCAGACGACAAACUUGGCCUAAGUUACAAAAAACGAUGAUGAAUACAGGAAUUCCGCCAUUUUUAAAUUGUAGUAGCAAUGUAUAAUUUUGAUUGAUGGAAGUGAGUAACGAGAGAGUCAGUAUCUAGAAGGGGAGAACUAUUAAAUCGCUCCGUGCCCUCCUCAUUAUUCCCUUGUGUUUGCCGAUCUUACCCAAAGCUUGGACCCCUAUAGAUUUCGGUUCAAUGUACGGCCCCCCCUAAACCCUUUGCUCAAAUCAAUGCAAACGCCUAGCUGCCCGAAUUUACAAAUUCAGUUGAUUGAAAUGGUUCAAGUAAUGCUGCAGGGAACCAAAUCUUAAUUCGGUGCCUAUUUCAGAUUGAACUCAAGUAAGCUUCUUUCGAAAAAGUAAAGAUUAUGGAUAGAAUGAUUGGUGACUGAAUCAAAAUUUCGAAACUAGGAUGACUGUGCUACUU
Messenger RNA from Botrytis porri, 1616 nucleotides. RefSeq lists its product as uncharacterized. The coding region runs from base 1 to 1095 and encodes 364 amino acids. The record is from RefSeq and is a predicted model, not a curated record. NCBI's taxonomy places the organism in Eukaryota, Fungi, Ascomycota, Leotiomycetes, Helotiales, Sclerotiniaceae. The transcript is spliced from 4 exons.